AUGUCUUUCAUCAGCUACGCGCAGUCGCUGUGGGGCCCCUCCACGGUUUCUUCCAACCGCACUUUGAGAGGUGACAGCGGCGUGUCGUCGCAGCAGUUGGGCAGUGGGGUGUGGCCUCUCUCCGCUCAGGUGCGGGAGGAGAUGAAGAGGGGCACGCGCUACAACAUGAAGGUUGUGCUGCGCGGCACCCGGGCGACUGGCAAGAGCACUUUGAUGGCGCGUCUGAGCAGCCACCCGCUGCCGGCGCAGUACACCCCGUCUACCGAGAUCAUCGCCUCAACAAUGCGGUUGCAAGGAGAACUUUGCGCCCCACACGAAGGCACGAAGGUAGACAUCUGGGAGGUUGUCGAGGAGGGUCGCCAGCGAUCCGCCUCGUCCUCAUCGACGAACACCGGGGCAGCAAUGGCCGGCCGCAUCCCAACCGUCCAGCUUCAGGAGGCUCUGAAUGUAGCGGCAGGUGCACGGUUGCUCGACAUGUAUGCUGGGUGUCAACUCGUCAUAUUCAUGAUCGACCCUCGUCAGCGCAGUUCAUGGGAGUACGCGAAGCAGGAAACGCUGCACGUGCCACCCACGAGCUGCAUCCUGUACGCCCUGAACUUCUCCGAUGUGGAGCCGCUCACCGGCGCUAGCGGGGCCGUCCGACUGGAGGAGGUGCAGGCGUGGUGUAACCGCGUGCGUCGAGCCACCACGCGGCUCGUGCACCGCGUGCUGGAGGGUCGUCAGGCUCCAGCUGAGUUUUCAGUGCGUCCCAUGACUGCGUUGCUGAGCGCUCAGACAGGUGCAGGAAUGCUGGGCGUCGUGCGAGCUCUGCACGUGGCCAGCACACUAGUCCGCAUCACAGCCGAGGAGGUGCGAGUUCAGCAACUCUUCGCACUCCUGACGCGUCAACAGGCAGCACCUAUUGCUGGUUUCGAUUCGACACGUACCCCACCAACCGGCACAGCAUCGGUUGGGGGCGCCCAUGCCGACCAAGCACCAGCGCCAGGGAAGCCGCCGCCUGCCGAAGUACUGAGAGCUGGUCCGCGCACCUCGACAUCGUCAUCGCCUCUGUCUCUGAACGAUUCUGGGGGAUCUUCGGUGAAGACAGGAGCGCACACUUCAAUGAGAGAUGCUGCGCAGACUUCAGACCACCCCUUGGUGGCGAUUGCUGAAGUGCAGGCAAGCACGACGCCAGCGUUGCCGUCGGCCUCUGGAGGCCUGCGAAUGCAGCACCGCUCCAGCGCUGUCGUGACGACCGUCAGUAAUGGAACUCGCUGCGUAAACGGGGGCGGGAACGGCACACAUCCGCAACAGACCUCGCUCACUCGUCCGAUGAGCGACGCAGAGGCCAUGAGGCUGUUUCUGGGCAAUAGCGACUCUGGCGCAUCGGGCCAAUCGUCGCCUCGCUCGUCCUCAUCCUCCUCCGUCUCGGGUGCGGCGAGUAGUCGUGCCUGUGUGGCGGCAAAGCGUUGCCCUGCCGCGCAUCCGUCCGACGCCGCGACUGCACAGCUGUCAACCUCAAAUCCAGCACCGGAAGGGUUGGCACAAAGCGACUCUGCUGGUGCUAAUGCCAACGCGGGCGUCUCUGGCUUGACGCCCCCAUCGCUGCCGGGGGAGCUGCCACCUCCGUUGCCCGCUCCCCAGGUUCUGCGACCGCUGGCAGAGGACGUGGUUUGCUCCUUGGCUGCCGAUAUGGUGCACGACGUGAGUGUGCCCGCGGACGACUUCUUCGCUGAGGAGGGAGAGAAAGACGAGCUAGAUGGCGCAUGGCCAGAGGUCGAUCCUGCAACACCAACCUCUGCUGCCCAGCAGUCCGUGGACCCUGGCUUACGCACCGUCCGCACCUUGAGAACGCAGCGCGUGGUUCCGAGGGCAAACAUUCCUGCCUCUGCUCAGGCUGCUGCGCCAGACCCUGUUUUACAAGCCGACGUGUCUAUUAUCCUCGCGCAGAUGACGGCUGCGCUCACCACAGAUGUGCCUACAACCACUGCGCACAGUGGUCCCGACGAUGCAGUGGUGCGACGCGCUGCCGAGCUUGACUCUGUACAGCCGGAAAUGCUGCCGACAAAGAGAUUAAAAAAGCUACGGCACUUGGGAACCGGCGACCCUGAGGCUCGUGGGAACCGCCGCCACCACCGAAAGAAGCACCGUAAUGCGGCAAACGGGGACGCGGUGGCCGCCACGGCUGAGGUGCCGGAGGUUGUGGACAAUGGAAGUUUCGACUUGGUUCUGGUGUAA
Messenger RNA from Leishmania mexicana MHOM/GT/2001/U1103, 2217 nucleotides. RefSeq lists its product as hypothetical. The transcript has a single exon. Gene Ontology annotation, molecular function: GTP binding. The coding region runs from base 1 to 2217 and encodes 738 amino acids. Lineage: Eukaryota; Euglenozoa; Kinetoplastea; Trypanosomatida; Trypanosomatidae. The record is from RefSeq and is a predicted model, not a curated record. Gene Ontology annotation, cellular component: nucleus; cytosol.